Molecule: messenger RNA, 153 nt
Organism: Funneliformis caledonium
Lineage: Eukaryota; Fungi; Glomeromycota; Glomeromycetes; Glomerales; Glomeraceae
Source: the annotation of a GenBank genome assembly
AGGAAUAUUAUGGAUUAAGAAAGCAACAAUUGGUAGAAUUCAUGCAUAGGUUUACUUUAAUAUCUUGGAAUUUCAAAGAAAUGUAUCAGAUGAUUAAUCUUGGAGAAAAUUCUGAAUUUGAACGUUGCGACAAUUUGGAUCCUUUUUCUAAAG